UCAAAACAGCCAGAAAAGACGAGAUAGCCUACUUUCACUUUAAUACCGUUAGGUCUGUUCAGGGCGCUCAGGUGGAAAUAAUGGACAGAAAUGGCUGAUACGCUAUCUUAAAACAUGUUCUGUAUAGACAAAAGAAUAUUUUUGCUUAUAUUUUUAUGGGUUCACCCUUUUCUUAGCGAAAGCGAUGUGCUGCAAGAGAAGUACUACCUCCAUUACAUGUUUACAGCCCUGACCUAAAGCAGACACAUUCCCAGAGUUCAGUGCUGUGGUUGUUGCUAAUGGCAGACAGGUCAAACACUUCAGUGAUGAAGAAAAGAGCUUGGGUCAGAGACGGUCGGACUGUUUCUGACUGGACAAAUUCACCUAAAGAUCCACCUGAUUCUAGAGACUGGUUCCUACAUCAGAUCAGGACUCUGACAAACUGCACAAACUCACAGUGUUCUGAGCUUCAUGUUCUUCAGAGAAUAAUUGGCUGUGAACUGGAGAAACUUCCUGAUGGAACGGUGAAUCUGACUGUCUUUGAUGAAUAUGGAUUUGAUGGAGAGGAUUUUAUAUCCUUUAACUCUGACACUAUGAAGUGGAUUGAUAAAAACCCCAAAGCCAAAGAAACCUAAAGAGGAAUGGG
Megalobrama amblycephala (Wuchang bream) is the source of this 625-nucleotide messenger RNA. RefSeq names its product major histocompatibility complex class I-related gene protein-like. The transcript has 3 exons. Bases 279 to 614 code for a protein of 111 amino acids. NCBI's taxonomy places the organism in Eukaryota, Metazoa, Chordata, Actinopteri, Cypriniformes, Xenocyprididae. The record is from RefSeq and is a predicted model, not a curated record.